Messenger RNA from Cynocephalus volans (Philippine flying lemur), 4699 nucleotides. RefSeq names its product phosphatidylinositol-4,5-bisphosphate 3-kinase catalytic subunit delta (gene PIK3CD). The coding region runs from base 1 to 3132 and encodes 1043 amino acids. Gene Ontology annotation, cellular component: plasma membrane; cytoplasm; phosphatidylinositol 3-kinase complex. The transcript has 22 exons. The record is from RefSeq and is a predicted model, not a curated record. Gene Ontology annotation, molecular function: 1-phosphatidylinositol-4-phosphate 3-kinase activity; 1-phosphatidylinositol-3-kinase activity. NCBI's taxonomy places the organism in Eukaryota, Metazoa, Chordata, Mammalia, Dermoptera, Cynocephalidae. Gene Ontology annotation, biological process: phosphatidylinositol-3-phosphate biosynthetic process; phosphatidylinositol 3-kinase/protein kinase B signal transduction; phosphatidylinositol-mediated signaling.
AUGCCCCCUGGGGUUGACUGCCCCAUGGAAUUCUGGACCAAGGAGGAGAAUCAGAGCGUGGCAGUUGACUUCCUGCUGCCCACGGGGGUCUACCUGAACUUCCCUGUGUCCCGCAAUGCCAACCUCAGCACCAUCAAGCAGCUGCUGUGGCACCGCGCACAAUAUGAGCCACUCUUCCACAUGCUCAGCGACCCCGAGGCCUACGUGUUCACCUGCGUCAACCAGACGGCCGAGCAGCAGGAGCUGGAGGACGAGCAGCGGCGGCUGUGCGACGUCCAGCCCUUCCUGCCCGUCCUGCGCCUAGUGGCCCGCGAGGGCGACCGCGUGAAGAAGCUCAUCAACUCACAGAUCAGCCUCCUCAUCGGCAAAGGCCUCCACGAGUUCGACUCCCUGCGCGACCCAGAGGUGAAUGACUUCCGCGCCAAGAUGCGCCAGUUCUGCGAGGAGGCGGCCGUGCACCGGCAGCAGCUGGGCUGGGAGGCCUGGCUGCAGUACAGCUUCCCCCUGCAGCUGGAGCCCUCGGCGUGGAGCUGGGGGGCUGGCACCCUGCGCAUCCCCAACCGGGCCCUCCUGGUCAACGUCAAGUUCGAGGGCAGUGAGGAGAGCUUCACCUUCCAGGUGUCCACCAAGGACGUGCCCCUGGCGCUGAUGGCCUGUGCCCUCCGGAAGAAGGCCACGGUGUUCCGGCAGCCCCUGGUGGAGCAGCCCGAGGACUACACGCUGCAGGUGAACGGGAAGCACGAGUACCUGUACGGCAGCUACCCCCUGUGCCAGUUCCAGUACAUCUGCAGCUGCCUGCACAGCGGGCUGACCCCGCACCUGACCAUGGUGCACUCUUCCUCCAUCCUGGCCAUGCGGGACGAGCAGGCCAACCCCGCCCCCCAGGGCCAGAAACAGCGCACCAAGCCGCCCCCCAUUCCCGUGAAGAAGCCCUCCUCCGUGUCCCUGUGGUCCCUGGAGCAGCCGUUCUGCAUCGAGCUGAUCCAGGGCAGCAAAGUGAACGCCGACGAGCGGAUGAAGCUGGUGGUGCAGGCCGGGCUUUUCCAUGGCAACGAGAUGCUGUGCAAGACGGUGUCCAGCUCGGAGGUGAGCGUGUGCUCCGAGCCCGUGUGGAAGCAGCGGCUGGAGUUCGACAUCAGUGUCUGUGACCUGCCGCGCAUGGCCCGUCUCUGCUUUGCGCUCUACGCUGUGAUCGAGAAGGCCAAGAAGGCUCGCUCCACCAAGAAGAAGUCCAAGAAGGCGGAUUGCCCCAUCGCCUGGGCUAACCUCAUGCUGUUUGACUACAAGGACCAGCUCAAGACCGGGGAACGCUGCCUCUACAUGUGGCCCUCUGUCCCAGACGACAAAGGGGAGCUGCUGAACCCCACGGGUACUGUGUGCAGUAACCCCAACACAGAGAGUGCUGCUGCCCUGGUCAUCUGCCUGCCCGAGGUGGCCCCCCACCCUGUGUACUACCCUGCCCUGGAGAAGAUCCUGGAGCUGGGGAGGCACGGGGAGCGUGCACGCGUCACCGAGGAGGAGCAGCUACAGCUGCGGGAAAUCCUGGAGCGACGGGGCUCUGGGGAGCUGUACGAGCACGAGAAGGACCUGGUGUGGAAGAUGCGGCACGAAGUCCAGGAGCACUUCCCAGAGGCACUGGCUCGGCUGCUGCUGGUCACCAAGUGGAACAAGCACGAGGAUGUGGCCCAGAUGCUAUACCUGCUGUGCUCCUGGCCCGAGCUGCCCGUCCUGAGUGCCCUGGAGCUGCUGGACUGCAGCUUUCCUGACUGCCACGUGGGCUCCUUUGCAAUCAAGUCCCUGCGGAAACUGACGGACGACGAGCUUUUCCAGUACCUGCUGCAGCUGGUGCAGGUGCUGAAGUACGAGUCCUACCUGGACUGUGAGCUGACCAAAUUCUUGCUGGACCGGGCCCUGGCCAACCGCAAGAUCGGCCACUUCCUCUUCUGGCACCUCCGCUCUGAGAUGCACGUCCCGUCGGUGGCCCUGCGCUUCGGCCUCAUCAUGGAGGCCUACUGCAGGGGCAGCACCCACCACGUGAAGGUGCUGAUGAAGCAGGGGGAAGCACUGAGCAAGCUGAAGGCCCUGAAUGACUUUGUCAAGGUGAGCGCCCAGAAGACCACCAAGCCCCAGACCAAGGAGAUGAUGCACCUGUGCAUGCGCCAGGAGACCUACCUGGAGGCCCUCUCCCACCUACAGUCCCCGCUCGACCCCAGCGUCCUGCUGGCGGAAGUCUGUGUGGAGCAAUGCACCUUCAUGGACUCCAAGAUGAAGCCUCUGUGGCUCAUGUACAGCACCCAGGAGAGGGGCGACAGCAGUGUAGGCAUCAUCUUCAAGAAUGGGGAUGACCUCCGUCAGGACAUGCUGACUCUGCAGAUGAUCCAGCUCAUGGACGUGCUGUGGAAGCAGGAGGGGCUGGACCUGAGGAUGACCCCCUACGGCUGCCUCCCCACCGGGGACCGCACGGGCCUCAUCGAGGUGGUACUUCACUCAGACACCAUCGCCAACAUCCAGCUGAACAAGAGCAACAUGGCAGCCACAGCCGCCUUCAACAAGGACGCCCUGCUCAACUGGCUCAAGUCCAAGAACCCAGGGGAGGCCCUGGAUCGAGCCAUUGAGGAGUUCACCCUCUCCUGUGCUGGCUACUGUGUGGCCACGUACGUGCUGGGCAUCGGCGAUCGGCACAGUGACAAUAUCAUGAUCCGCGAGAGUGGGCAGCUGUUCCACAUUGAUUUUGGCCACUUUCUGGGGAAUUUCAAGACAAAGUUUGGAAUCAACCGUGAGCGAGUCCCGUUCAUCCUCACCUAUGACUUUGUCCACGUGAUUCAACAGGGGAAGACCAGUAACAGUGAGAAAUUUGAAAGGUUCCGGGGCUACUGUGAAAGAGCAUACACCAUCCUGCGGCGACACGGGCUGCUCUUCCUGCACCUGUUCGCCCUGAUGCGGGCGGCGGGCCUGCCCGAGCUCAGCUGCUCCAAAGACAUCCAGUAUCUCAAGGACUCUCUGGCGCUGGGAAAGACAGAGGAGGAGGCUCUAAAGCACUUCCGAGUGAAGUUUAACGAAGCCCUCCGGGAGAGCUGGAAAACCAAAGUGAACUGGUUGGCCCACAACGUGUCCAAAGAUAACAGGCAAUAGCAGCCCGUUCCAGCCCUGGGCCGAGAUGAGGCCAGCUAGGUCCCGGGGACCAGGCACCAUCCGUCGCCCCAGAAGGGACCUAAAAGCCAGACGUGCACCUCAUGGGAAAGAACCUACACAACUGCCUUUUGUUUACACUGGUUAUUUAUUUGUGACUUGAAAUGUUUAAGGAACUAAACAGCCAUAAUGGAAACGCAUCCUUUGUGCCAGGGAGGGGCCGAGUCAGAGCGCUGGGCUCUGUGAAGACACUGAGUAGGGCACCUCGCUCUCCGCUGAGGGCUGUCACCAAGUCUUCCACGGUGGCUCUGGACCCAGCAAAAACUGUCCUCGUCCUGGGGAAGUCUUCUUCCCAGCCUCUCGCCAGACUACCUGGUCCUGGUGCCUACUGUCCAGAGAGGCCACCACAAUCCUCAGUACCCCCCUGCCACCUUUGUGUGACCACCCAGCGUGCUUGCCACUGACUGAGUUCCGGCAGCUCCCCGAGGAAGCGCGGGUUCUCGCUACAUUCAGGGACGUUUGCUCUUCACGUUAAAGUGACUCCUGGGUACGGGAAUUCCCCUGCUACUCAGCUAUAAAGCAAUUCUGUUUGUGGGUAAGAAAGUAAUAGCCAAAUACUGACUGAACCUCUAGGGCUCGGGAGAAGGGACCCCGCCCCCAUAAAGUAUAAUAUGUGUUGGUCCCCAAGAAAUGUUAAAAAGACCUGAGCUUGCUUUAGCUCAUUCUGGUCAUGAAUCAAGGGGAAAGCAGGUCAGAGUAGAGUCUUUCGUGCAAUUAUCUGUAAGCUGCCUCCAAAAGCAGGUUUUAAUGAAAGGACAGGAUCUAAGUCUUCCAGAAUUAUCUGUCACCUUUAAGGACCUGCUGUGAGUGUAAUCAGCCACCAGAAGUGAGGGUGUAGUGGUGCUUUUCUCUGUCAGCACUUAGUUUGAAUGGUCCAGGCUUAGCCGAAGGCCUCCCAAAGGCCUGGCUGUGAGGAGCCUCUCCCAGCGCCUGAUGCCAACUCUGGAGAUGGGGCUGGGGAUCUGGGCUCUCAGAAGGCCACAGGUGAUCCUAACAUAUUAAUGGCUGCCUCAGGACCCACCAAGUGAUAGCGCUGAUCCCACAAAGGCUUCUGAGACUCAGCAGAACCAGAAGUAACUGUCCUCUCAACUGCACAGGCACCAACUCUGUUUUGGUUAGUUAGGGGUCCCUCAGCAACCAGUGCCACCCAGGGGGCACCUGUCUUGGUUGCUGUCCCCAGUGGCCACAUGCUGUUCCCCACUAAGUGCUGAAAUCCAUCAGAUCACCUCACCUGUUCUGAAACAGGAAAAGCUGCACGUGUGUCUACGUGUCAUGUAAUUUAUUUGAACAAGCCCGUGUACCCCCGGGCAUGGGCAGCCUGCUUCGCACACCCACAGUGACUUCUGGUUUGGGUGUGCAGUCUGUGUGUCUGGCGAGAAUAUUUCUUAGUUUUUUAAAAUCAUUUCAUGUUUCUGUACAGGGAAGGCGAGUUCAAUAUCAGUUCAGCAUGUAGGUUGAGACCAGCACUCUGUGAAACCUUGAAAUGAGAGGUAAAAGCAGAUGGAAAGAA